Lotus japonicus is the source of this 1586-nucleotide messenger RNA. Its product is annotated as putative RING-H2 finger protein ATL21A. Lineage: Eukaryota; Viridiplantae; Streptophyta; Magnoliopsida; Fabales; Fabaceae. Gene Ontology annotation, molecular function: polysaccharide binding. Bases 17 to 1450 code for a protein of 477 amino acids. The record is from RefSeq and is a predicted model, not a curated record. The transcript is spliced from 2 exons.
CAAUAUAGUUCCAUCAAUGGUGUCUCUUUCCACUUGUUUGUUUGUAUAUAUGAAGUGUACUUUGAAUUUGAACAGCACAGUUGAAACUUUUGCUUCCUCUCCCUCCCAUCCCCAUGGGAAAGCCAGGCCACCACCAUUGACAGCUACCUACCACCACAUAAACCUCUCUAUCCAUCACCUCACCUCACCACACCACACCAACCAAUAUUCUCACCCUCUAAACCACCGAAAAAUGACCACUCUACCCUCUUUCUUCUCGCUAUUCACCUUCACCAUCCUAAUUCUCUCUGCAACUUCAGAAACAGAGCCACUCUGUAAAACCACGUCCUGCGAACCCGUUGGACUCCCCAUUCAGUUCCCGUUUUCGUUGCGAAACUCCAACCAAAGCCUUCGCUGCGGUUCCCCAGGGUUCGAGCUAUCAUGUACCAACACCAGGAGCCAAUCCCAACCGUUGAUUACUCUCCCAGAAUCUGGAGACUUCGUCGUCAAACUCAUCUCGCUCGUUGAACAGAGGAUUUGGAUUAACGACCCUGAUAACUGCCUCCCUCAACGAAUCAUGCGUGACCGUGGAUUGAAUCUUGAGGGCUCACCUUUCAGAAUAAGCGAUUACUACACUCUUGUUGAUUUCUCAUUCUUCAACUGUCCUUCCAAUAUAACCUCUUCACCUUUCGUUGACCCUAUCACAUGCUUGAAUUCAAGCUCUGUUUACAACAGCAGCGACGGAAACGGUAACUAUUCGGUGGUGGCGAUGAUGACGGAUCCUCCGUUUCCGACGGCGUGGGUGUCGUCGUGUGACUUGAUUACGACGGCGAAGAUUCCGGUGGAUAAUAUGCCGUGGCUGUUCUGGACGGAUUAUAACUCUGAUAUUCCGUUGCAGUGGGAUAAUCCUGAUUGCAGGAGCUGUGAAGCGCGUGGAGGACGGUGUGGCUUCCGUGAUGAACAUGAUGUUCGUGUUUCUUGUGACGGUCUUCCUUCCCAAAGUCAAGGUUUUUCAAGUAAAACUAAGUAUGCUAUGGGUAUGGGCCUGGGAAUACCUGGACUCCUAGGUCUCAUUGGGCUUGCAUGGAUUUUCUGUUGUAAGAAGAACUCAGGUCCUCAACCGCGCCAAACGGGUACUGAAUUGUCUACCCUAAUUAUACCACAUCCUUUGGUUGUAACUAUGGGCCUUGAUGGGGCUGCUAUUGAGAGAUACCCUAAAACCCAGCUUGGUGAAAGUGGAAGAUUGCCCAGGCCCAAUGACAACACUUGCUCCAUUUGUCUCAGUGAAUACCAGCCCAUGGAGACGUUGAGGACCAUCCCGGAGUGCAAUCACUAUUUUCAUGCCAAUUGCAUUGAUGGAUGGUUGAAGAUGAAUGCUACGUGCCCCUUGUGUAGGAAUUUACCAGAGAGAUCCCCUUCAUUUGCUCCGUCUUUGCCUUUAUCUCAAACUUCUCAACAAUUGUCAAUGUAACUGUUACUCUUUAUUAGUGUUCUAUACAGAUUAAACUACUAUAGAAGUGAGUGAGUAUGAUUCAUUUAUGUACAAAUUUUACGGAAUUUCAGUACAGUUGUUGAAUAAAAUAAAAGCAAACACAUUCAGAAGGAAA